Oryza brachyantha (malo sina) is the source of this 901-nucleotide messenger RNA. Its product is annotated as putative H/ACA ribonucleoprotein complex subunit 1-like protein 1. Gene Ontology annotation, biological process: snoRNA guided rRNA pseudouridine synthesis; ribosome biogenesis. The coding region runs from base 83 to 664 and encodes 193 amino acids. The transcript has 4 exons. NCBI's taxonomy places the organism in Eukaryota, Viridiplantae, Streptophyta, Magnoliopsida, Poales, Poaceae. Gene Ontology annotation, molecular function: box H/ACA snoRNA binding. The record is from RefSeq and is a predicted model, not a curated record. Gene Ontology annotation, cellular component: box H/ACA snoRNP complex.
CCCCGCCGCCUCCCCGCGCCGAAACCUUCCCUCCCUCUCCUCCUCCCUGCACCGCUCCCCCAAGAAUCCCUCCCGCACCACCAUGCGCCCACCGAGAGGAGGCGGCGGCCGCUUCGGCGGAGGAGGCGGUGGCCGCUUCGGCGGCGGCAGGGGCGGCGGCGGCCGCUUCGGGGGCGGCGGCAGGGGCCGCGGCGGCGGCGGCGGGUUCCGCGACGAGGGCCCCCCCGCCGAGGUCGUCGAGGUGUCGACGUUCCUGCACGCGUGCGAGGGGGACGCGGUGACGAAGCUGACGAACGAGAAGGUGCCCUACUUCAACGCGCCCAUCUACCUCCAGAACAAGACCCAGAUCGGCAAGGUCGACGAGAUCUUCGGGCCUAUCAAUGAAUCCUAUUUCUCGGUCAAGAUGUUGGAGGGGAUCAUUGCAACGUCAUACAGUGAAGGCGAUAAGUUCUACAUCGAUCCGAUGAAGCUUCUUCCUCUCGCACGCUUCUUGCCACAGCCAAAGGGUCAAAGUCAAGGAGGGGGAAGAGGUGGUGGCCGUGGUGGUGGUGGAAGAGGCGGUGGCCGCGGCCGCGGUUCAUUCCGUGGAAGAGGUGCGCCAAGAGGACGUGGUGGACCUCCCAGAGGUGGAGGCCGUGGUUUCAGAGGACGAGGCAGAUUCUAGUUUUAGUUACAGACUGAUGUUUCAACUAUGUGCUGUCUGCUCCAUUGAAAACAUUCGUGUUCUUCUAGCCUGAUAUGUCAGCAGAGCACUUGCAGCUCAUCCUGUGUCGUGUUGGAUCUCUAAUUCCAUGGAACAAAGUUUUCUCUUCAGUACAAGUUAUGCGUUUACAGUUGAUCUCCGAUUUUCAAAUUAGUGUAUUAAUUGUUUACUUGUGCAUAUUGGUGGUACAACUAUAUG